Molecule: messenger RNA, 2424 nt
Organism: Pelmatolapia mariae (spotted tilapia)
Lineage: Eukaryota; Metazoa; Chordata; Actinopteri; Cichliformes; Cichlidae
Product: volume-regulated anion channel subunit LRRC8C
Exons: 2
Coding region: 1-2424 (807 amino acids)
Molecular function (GO): protein binding
Source: RefSeq, a predicted model, not a curated record
AUGAUCCCAGUGGGUGAAUUCAGAUCCCUCGGCACAGAGCCCAGCUCGAAGUAUAGGGUCCUGAAACCAUGGUGGGAUGUUUUCACAGAGUAUCUGUGCAUUGCUAUGCUCAUGAUUGGAGUCUUUGGAUGCACUUUGCAGCUCACCCAAGACAAGAUUGCAUGCCUGCCAAGCCACUUCACCAGUCCAACACCAAAAGCAAUUGACUGCAGCAACAUCAGCAGUUAUGGGGACAAUGAGAAGUUGCAGCACACACUGGUGACCCCGGCGAGCCCCAUCAUAGUGGAGGUGUUUGGGCGGAAGAACAAUCUGGACAUUCAUCAAUACGUGUUUGUCAACAACUAUUGCUAUGAGAGGUCUGUUCACUGGUAUGCAAAGUACUUUCCGUACCUCGUGGUUAUCCACACCAUAAUCUUCAUGGUAACAAGCAGCUUCUGGUUCAAGUUUCCUGGGACAUCUUCUAAAAUUGAUCUCUUUGUCAACAUUCUUGACAAGUGCUUUGACUCACCCUGGACCACAAGAGCCCUGAGUGAAGUUUCUGAGGAAAGAGGCGAGGAGAAGCUAGUCAACUGGAGGAGGAACACUAUGACUAAAGGCUCCACAGAAGGACAAAUCGAUGAGGAGGAGACUGUGGGCCUCCUUCGCUCCUGCUCUGUUAAGUCUAAUCAAGAAAAGAGAAGUGCAGAACCGAAGUCUACCCCCUCUUUGUUGGAUAAGAAGGAAGGAGAGCAAGCCAAAGCUCUAUUUGAAAAGGUGAAGAAGCUCCGAACUCAUGUGGAGGAAAAAGACAUUUUGUACCACAUGUACGUGCUGCAAACUUCAGUAAAGGUCAUCCAUUUUCUUUUGAUUAUUAUUUACACCGCAUUGCUGGUACCUAACAUUGAGAUAGUUGUGCAGUGUUUGGUUCCACCUGAGCUGACUGGUUUUGAUAUCUAUUGCUGUAACCACAACAAAGCACAUCUUUUCUCCAAGCUUGCUUACUGCUAUAUCUCCUUUGUGGCCGUAUUUGGACUUCUGCGUAUCUAUACCCUCUACUGGCUUUUCCAUCGACCUCUAAAGGAGUACUACUUUGAGCAGGUCAGACUGGAGACCGGAAUUAAUGACAUACCUGAUGUGAAGAAUGAUUUUGCCUUCCUCCUGCAUCUUGUGGACCAAUAUGAUGCUCUUUAUUCUAAAAGGUUUGCUGUCUUUCUUUCUGAAGUCAGUGAAAGCCGCCUCCAUCAGCUUAAUCUAAACUACGAGUGGACUGACAAAAAGUUGCGCACGCGUCUAGCCAGGAACACCAGAAACCGUCUGGAGCUACACCUGUUAAUGUUACCGGGGCUUCCAGAAACCGUUUUUGAGAUUCCCGAACUGGAAUCACUCAAACUCGAGCAGAUGAAGAAUGUCACCAUACCGGCUAGUAUAGCAAAGCUAGAGUCUCUCCAGGAGUUAUCAAUGGUCUACUGCCCCGCAAAGCUCCAAGUUGCUGCCCUUAACCACCUGAGAGAACAUUUAAAGAUUCUAUAUCUAACCUUUGAGCAUUUCGAAGAGGUUCCUGUGUGGAUGUACACCUUACACUGCCUGGAAGAGCUCCACCUGGAAGGUCCUUUAACCAACGAGGUGUCCAAAAGUCCCAUUCUGGAUUCCUUUAAAGAGCUUAGAGCUUUGAGGGUCCUCACUUUUCGCUCCAAACUUACAAAGAUCCCCUCCAGCAUAGCAGAUGUUGCGUUCCAGUUGCAGCGCUUGCGUAUCUACAAUGAAAGUGUCAGGGUCCAGGCUUUAAGCAUCCUGAAGAAGUUAACCAACUUAGUUUCACUGGAAUUAGUGGGCUGUGAGUUGGAGCGGAUCCCAAGUGCUGUCUUCAGCCUGAGCAAUCUGCAGGAGCUGGACCUGAAGGAAAACAAACUCACUACUGUGGAGGAGAUCCUGAGCUUACAGCACUGCAGGCAUUUAGUGACACUUCGGCUAUGGCACAAUAAAAUCUCAUACAUCCCUGAACAUAUAGCUAAGCUGCAUACCUUGGAGACACUGGACAUUAGCUGGAACAAGCUAGGAAAGCUUCCCUCUCGGCUCUUCUACUGCACCAAACUCCGGCACCUCGACAUCUCUCACAAUCAACUCACCUCUCUCCCUUCUGAAGUGAACAUCCUGCAGAGCCUGCAGUUCUUUUCCGCAGCUUUCAACUCCUUAGAGACAGUGCCAGAAGAGCUGUUCUCCUGUAAAAGGCUAAAAACACUGAUUCUUGGUAACAACCGCCUUUCACACCUCAGCUCAAAAGUAGCCAACCUUGCCCAGCUGGUCCGGCUGGAUGUUAAAGGAAACCGUCUGGAGUACUUACCUCAGGAGAUAGGGGACUGUCGCCUGCUGAGUGGGCUGAUAGUAGAAGAUAACCUGCUGGAUCAACUGCCAUCAGAUGUAAGAAGCAAGUUAAAUAAAAGCUGA